Erpetoichthys calabaricus (reedfish) is the source of this 5291-nucleotide messenger RNA. RefSeq names its product myosin IB (gene myo1b). Gene Ontology annotation, cellular component: plasma membrane; myosin complex; microvillus. Lineage: Eukaryota; Metazoa; Chordata; Cladistia; Polypteriformes; Polypteridae. Bases 394 to 3903 code for a protein of 1169 amino acids. Gene Ontology annotation, molecular function: ATP binding; actin filament binding; microfilament motor activity. The transcript is spliced from 32 exons. The record is from RefSeq and is a predicted model, not a curated record. Gene Ontology annotation, biological process: actin filament organization; vesicle transport along actin filament.
GGUUCCUCUUCCACACAGGCGAGGCAGAGGCGCGCUGCUAGCCGGCGUGAGAGGUCUGCCUGACUGACGGGGCGGAUUUUGUGGAAGGUGAUUAACAGUGAGGCUGGCUGGCUUGUCUUUGAAAGCCCGAGCGGAGAGCCACUCCCUGCAGCUCGGAGCGAAUUCGCGAGUCAUCUCUCUUUGUGACGGUAAGGGAGAGAAAGAAAGAGAAACAGAAACACGACGAGGAGAAGAAGGACUCUGGCCAGGGCCACAUUAACUCACUAACCCCGGGGUUGCUCUUGGAGCCUCUUCGGCAAAACUUUGAUAGAGCGGACUAAAAAGCAGCACGUGUAGACUUGUGUGGCGGAGAGACAGCGGAUUGAAGCAAAAGAGGAAAGAGAAAGGAGGAAAAUGUCCAAGAUGGAGGUGAAGACGUCACUUCUGGAUAAUAUGAUUGGAGUGGGGGACAUGGUGCUGCUUGAGCCCCUCGCCGAAGAGUCAUUCUUGGAGAAUCUGAAAAAGCGUUUUGAUCACAACGAAAUCUAUACCUACAUUGGCAGUGUUGUGAUAUCCGUGAAUCCGUACCGAUCACUCCCUAUCUACAGUCCUGAGAAGGUGGAGGAGUACCGCAACAGGAACUUCUAUGAGCUCAGCCCGCACAUUUUUUCCUUGGCGGAUGAAGCAUACAGAUCCUUGAGAGACCAAGAUAAAGACCAGUGCAUCCUUAUUACAGGCGAGAGUGGCGCUGGGAAGACAGAGGCUAGCAAGCUGGUCAUGUCAUACGUCGCUGCUGUGUGUGGAAAAGGAGCAGAAGUGAAUCAAGUCAAGGAACAGCUGCUGCAGUCAAACCCGGUGCUCGAGGCUUUUGGCAAUGCGAAGACUGUGAGGAAUGACAACUCAUCUCGAUUUGGCAAAUACAUGGACAUUGAAUUUGAUUUCAAGGGCGAUCCUCUGGGUGGAGUCAUCAGUAACUAUCUGUUGGAGAAAUCACGUGUUGUUAAACAGCCGAGAGGGGAGAGGAACUUCCACGUCUUCUACCAGUUGCUGUCUGGAGCACCUGAUGAUAUGCUUAAGAAGCUCAAUCUGGAGCGGGAUUUCAGCAAGUACAACUACCUCGGCUUGGAUUCUGCCACGGUGAACGGAGUGGAUGAUGCCGCCAACUUCCGUACAGUAAGGAACGCCAUGCAGAUUGUGGGCUUCAUGGAUGAUGAGACACAGUCAGUUUUGGAGGUGGUCAGCGCUGUGCUGAAGCUGGGCAACAUCGAAUUCAAACCUGAAUCACGAGUCAACGGGCUGGAUGAGAGCCGAGUCAAGGAUAAAAAUGAGCUCAAGGAGAUCUGCGAGUUGAUUGGUAUUGAGCAGACCGUUCUGGAGAGAGCAUUCAGCUUCCGCACUGUAGAAGCCAAACAAGAGAAAGUGUCUACGACUUUGAACGUGGCGCAGGCCUAUUAUGCCCGGGAUGCCUUGGCCAAAAAUCUGUACAGUCGCCUGUUUUCUUGGCUUGUGAACCGAAUCAAUGAAAGCAUUAAGGCUCAGACAAAAACCAGGAAGAAGGUGAUGGGAGUCCUAGACAUCUACGGAUUUGAAAUUUUUGAGGUAGGACACAUUGUCUUUGAGCAGUUCAUCAUUAACUACUGCAACGAGAAACUUCAGCAGAUCUUCAUAGAGCUGACUCUGCGAGAAGAGCAGGAGGAGUACAUCAGAGAGGGGAUUGAAUGGACACACAUCGACUAUUUCAAUAAUGCCAUCAUCUGUGACCUAAUCGAAAAUAACACCAAUGGCAUCCUGGCCAUGCUGGAUGAGGAAUGUUUGCGGCCCGGCACAGUAAGUGAUGAAACCUUCCUGGAGAAGUUGAACCAGAUCUGCGCGGGACACGAGCACUUCGAGAGCCGCAUGAGCAAGAACUCCAAGUUCCUCAAUGACCACACACUGCCCCACAACUGCUUCAGAAUACAACACUAUGCGGGAAAGGUGCUCUACCGCGUGGAAGGCUUUGUGGACAAAAACAAUGACCUGUUAUACCGAGAUCUGUCUCAAGCUAUGUGGAAGGCCAGUCACAACCUUGUUAAGUCCCUCUUCCCUGAUGGAAACCCAACUAAGAUCAACCUGAAGAGGCCACCGACUGCUGGCUUCCAGUUCAAAGCCUCAGUGGCCACACUUAUGAAGAACCUGCUGACCAAAAAUCCCAACUACAUCAGAUGCAUCAAGCCAAAUGACAAGAAGGCCGCUCAUAUCUUUACGGAUUCGCUGGUCUGCCAUCAGGUGCGCUACCUGGGGCUGAUGGAGAACGUGAGGGUGAGGAGGGCAGGCUAUGCCUUCAGACAGACUUAUGAGCCUUGCCUGGAACGCUACAAGAUGCUGUGCAAACAGACUUGGCCCCAUUGGAGAGGACCUGCCAGGGAGGGCGUGGAGGUGCUUCUGAAAGAUCUGCAGAUCCCCAGAGAAGAGUAUUCCUAUGGGAGGUCAAAAAUAUUUAUCAGGAAUCCCAGAACGCUCUUCCACCUCGAGGAUCAGAGGAAGCAGCGAUUACAGGACCUGGCAGCCCUAAUCCAGAAGAUCUACCGUGGCUGGAAGUGCCGGACUCGUUUCCUGCUCAUGAAAAGGAGUCAGAUCACUGUAGCCGCCUGGUACCGCAGAUACGCACAACAAAAGAAGUACCAACGAAUCAAGAGUUCAGCUAUUGUGGUCCAAUCUUAUAUCCGAGGAUGGAAGUCACGCAAGAUUCUUCGGGAAUUAAAGUACCAGAAAAGAUGUACGGAAGCAGUGACCACCAUUGCAGCGUACUGGCAUGGGACACAAGCUCGAAUGGAACUGCGGCAUCUGAAGGAGGAAGCUAGGAAUAAGCGGGCUGUCACUGUCAUUUGGGCUUGCUGGCUCGGAACAAAGGCUCGAAGGGAACUGAGGCGCCUGAAGGAUGAAGCUAGGAGUAAGCGGGCCGUCACAGUUAUUUGGGCAUCCUGGCAGGGAACGAAGGCUCGCAGGGAGUUGAAACGCCUGAAGGAGGAGGCCAGGCGUAAACAUGCAGUUGCGGUCAUUUGGGCUUACUGGCUUGGACUCAAGGUUCGGAGGGAUUACCGCAAGUUUUUCCGUGCUAAUGCAGGCAAAAAGAUCUACGAGUUUACUAUCCAGAGGAUUAUGCAGAAGUAUUUCCUGGAGCUGAAAAACAAGAUGCCAUCUAUGUCUCCUAUUGACAAAACCUGGCCAGCCAGACCUUACCUGUUCCUGGAAGCAACACACACCGAGCUUCGGAGGAUCUUCCACCUCUGGCGGUGCAAAAAAUACAGGGAUCUGUUCACCGAGCAGAAAAAGGCCAUUUAUGAUGAAAAACUAGAAGCAAGUGAAAUGUUCAAAGAUAAAAAGGCAUUGUAUCCAAGCAGUGUUGGACAACCCUUUCAAGGAGACUACCUGGAAAUCAGCAAGAACCCCAAAUACCAAAAGCUCAGCACUUUGGUGGAGGAGAAGAUCAUCUUAGCAGACAUUGUAAACAAAAUUAACAGAGCCAAUGGAAAGGCAACUCCUCGUAUAUUUCUACUGACUAAAAACAGCUUUCUGCUUGCCGACCAGAAGUCUGGUCAAAUCAAGUCAAGUGUGCCUUUAUCGGACCUCACCAGUGCAUCAAUGAGCGCACAGACAGAUGGCUUCUUUGCUGUGCGUGUCAAAGAGGGGACUCCAGCGGCAGCUAAAGGAGACUUUUUGCUCAGCAGUGAUCGUCUUAUUGAAAUUGUCACUAAGCUGUAUCGGACAUGCUUGAGUUCCACCAAAGAGAAGAUCAACAUUGAAAUCUCAGAUGAGUUCCUUGUGCAGUUUAAGCAGGACAAAGUGUGUGUCAAGUUUGUACAAGGAAGCCCCAAGAACGGCUCAGUAGCAGCCUGCAAGCGGAAAAACAACAGAUUGCUGGAAGUGGCAGUGCCAUCCCCAUAAUGGCCGGGCAGGGUCAGCUCUUGGACUGUGUUUCUCAUUACUGUGCAAUUAAUUUCUGGUUGUGUUUUGUUUUUUUCUGGAGGGGGAGUGGGGAGGGUUAGGGUAUAUAUUUUAAAUUUCUUAUAUUCAUAUGAUUGCCAGUCUUAAAAAUAAGAGAGGAUCUGGUAGGAAGGCCACAAGAAAGAGACAACUUGUAAAGAAUAAAAAGGGGGGCACCAGUGGAUUGGUGUGCAGCUUGACCUGCAGGAUGAUUUUGGUUCUCUGCUGCUUCCUUGUGUAAAAAGCAUUGUAUAGCAUGUGGACGAGGAGCCGUUGGUCUGGGACCUUUUAUUUCCUUUUUUUUUUUUUUCUUUCUUUCUUUUUUUGAACAUGUCAUGCAGACUGUUGUUCUCACGACAAAUCGACAAAUAUAACUUUAGAAUCUCCGGAAAAACUGACAGAAGUGCCAAAACGAGUGCCCAUUUGUAUAGACAGACUUGGAUAAAGUAAUUGGAAGAAAAAAAUAAAUAAACAAAGUUAAAAAUGUGGACAGUUAAAUGAAGAAUUUGAUAGUUUAAAUGCUCGUGAUUGUUUUAAAUCCUUUUGACUUGUUGUUUCCAGUGUGUGAUUACAAAUCAACUUCCCUAAACUGACUAGGCCAUCGGUGGGUCGGGGGGGUGGUAUUACCCGGUUCCACUGGAUCUGUCAGUUGUUACAGACGCACACACAGCGUAACUUGGGACGCUCUUUUCCUUUUCUUUGUUUAAAGAGGAUGACACUCAAAUGUCAGUAAUUUGGCCUUUUUACUGACUGAGUUGCUGAAUCUUAUCGUUUUGUGCUCCUUAGUGAACUCGCUCAUGUUGGGUGGGUUUACAGUGAAUAUGGGGGCGAUGAGUCUUUCUGUUGAUUUGAAUUCCUGGAAAUGAUUGACACACACAAAUCUCUCAAUUUAAAAUGGAAAUCAAUGUUGCAGGAUGGGGUAUCGAGGCAAAAAACAAACCAAUAGGGCAAGGCGUUCAAUUAUGGGCAUCUUUUUGAGUUGAGCGAAAUUUUGUGAGGCCUCCCCCAUUCAGGUCCUUUUACGGAGUCAUGUUUUUAAUCCAAAUCAAGCAGUACUUUUCAGGAACUCCUAAAUUUAAAAAUGUAUUCUAGCACCUUGUAGCCAUUCUCCUAUAAAAUAGCGCUUCAUAUGUGUACAGCCAAGUUGUUCCUAAAAAUAUGUAAUGAAGUGGAUGGCAUUUAUCAGAAAAUAAUGUGGAAUAGAAAUGUGGCUCCCAGGGUCUUGUAAACUUGCGUGCGUUUUGCAGGAGUGAAUUUUCACACCGCAUUCUGUUUAUGCUAUAUGCCUUAUCAAACUGGUAGAUGUCUUAUACAUUGCAUUUCUGUCCAAAUAAAACCACUUUUAUUGA